AUGUCUGAAACUGUACCACCUGUUUUCUUCAAGGCUGCGAACUUGGCAAUUGGUUCGCUAACUUUAUUGUCAUCAUUAUCACAAUUGAGUUAUUUGAUCUACGAUUUUAAUGCAUUUCUACUUGCACUUUAUGCAAUUCCACUUUCAGUUUUAAUUAUUCUAUUAGAGUUUCAAACCGUGCCAGUUUUGUACAAAUAUUGCUCAUUCUACUUUAGUUUCAUUGGUCGUGGAUUCUUAUACAUUCUAUUAAGCUUGCUAGUCAAUUUCGGCGGUGUCUUUAAGGUUUUGAUAACCGUAUUCACAUUCUUCCUUGGUUUAAUCUAUGUGGCGUUUGAAUUUUUACCACAGAUUGAAGAACCACCAAAUUUUAGAGCUGAGGGCGCUCCACUCUCUGUAAAUGAUGAUGAUGAUGAAAUUAUCUAA
Zygosaccharomyces rouxii is the source of this 423-nucleotide messenger RNA. It is a transcript of the gene TVP15, whose product is annotated as Tvp15p. The transcript has a single exon. The record is from RefSeq and is a predicted model, not a curated record. Lineage: Eukaryota; Fungi; Ascomycota; Saccharomycetes; Saccharomycetales; Saccharomycetaceae. Gene Ontology annotation, biological process: vesicle-mediated transport. The coding region runs from base 1 to 423 and encodes 140 amino acids. Gene Ontology annotation, cellular component: Golgi membrane.